UGGCAGCGACAACAGAUACCGCCAUGACGGCAGCGCACGCGGCGAACGUCGCGCCAUUGUCGCCGAAGGCGGAUGGCUUUUCGGAAGCCCAGCUGCGUGCUAUGGAGCGAGUCGGCCGUGUGCCGGUGAAGGGCAGAUAUGUGAAAGGCAGACACCUGCAGGACGAUUUUCGUUUCACAGGGAAGGUCCUGGGCACCGGCUGCAGCGGUGCGGUACUGCAAGCCGUGGAUCGCAGCGUUGGCAGCGGUACUGCGGCAGCGACAAAAGCGCCGAAAGUUGCCAUCAAGAACUACGACUUGGAUCUAUUGGAUGACUCACAGAGGCAGCGUCUGCAAGGUGAACUGGAGGUCUUUUUGAGUCUGGAUCAUCCGCACAUUGCGCGGCUCCUGUAUGUCUAUGAGUCCGACAAUGCACUGAGUUUAGUCAUGGAAUGCAUGGAAGGUGGAGAGCUCUACGAUCGCGUCAUCCAUGGCUCAGGGCAGCCUGGACAGGAAGCAGCGUUGGCGACCUGGCACAUGCUUCAAGCGAUCUCCUACAUUCAUUCCACCGGCGUGGUGCAUCGAGAUCUAAAGCUUGAAAAUUUCCUCUACGAUUUCAAAGACAGCGACUUCUUGAAACUCAUUGACUUUGGCUUCAGCAAGUUCUUUUGCAUGAAGAAAAAGAUGAAAGAGGCCCUCGGCACAAUUGCCUACGUUGCACCAGAGGUCCUGAAAAAGAGAUAUUCUGGCGGCUCUUGCGACAUGUGGAGCCUGGGAGUCAUCGUCUAUGUGUUGUUGACAGGCGAGAUGCCCUUUACAGGCAAGUGCGAUGUGGACGUGGCGACCGCUGUCAUGAAGGGAAGUUACAGCUGGAAGGCCUCCCAUCGCUUUCGCGUUUGCAAGGAAGGGAGAGACUUUGUAGAGCGUCUGCUGGUCCUGGACGCCUCCAAACGACACACCGCCGAGGAGGCCCUGAGGCAUCCCUGGCUGCUCUCCGUGAACGCCUCGGCUGAGAAGGUGCAUGGCAACACGGUGGUCACGGGCUUCCGGAACCUGGCAAUGGCCAGCGACUUCCAAAGGGCGUGCCUGAAGGCAAUGGCCUGGUCCUUAAGCCUGGCCGAACGGCGCCGCUUGCGGGGCGUGUUUAUUGACCUGAGCACUGGGGAUGGAAAAGAUGGUAGUGGCAUCAUCAGCAAGAGUCAUCUGCAGGCUUACAUGCGGGCCCGCAUUCCCAAAGAAUCCGACGAGGGCUUGGAGGAGCUCGCUGCGAUGACCGCCAACUUGCCGGAGGAGAUCCAUUACAGUGACUUUUUGGCUGCCAUGAUGGCGUUUGAGCUCGACGAACACGAGGACAUCGUCCGCUGCGCCUUUCGGCACUUCGACCAGGAGGGAUCUGGGAAUGUGACGCCUGAGAUCCUGACGGAGGUGCUGGGGACGGACGUAGACGUGUCAUCGAUUUUCCGAGAAGCUGACAUAGACCAGGAUGGCCACAUCUCGCUCCACGACUUCGUUCUCUACUUGGGCCGCAUCACUGACCUGCCUCCUGUGGAGACGCUGGCGAGCUCCGAAGCGUUGCAGCUGGAAGAGAGUCAGCCAGAAAAGGUGACUCGAAAAGACCGCUUGCGUCGUGCCAUCAGAUCUUGGCUUCAAAAAUUGCCUCGCGGCUUUGAACGCGGCAAACAUCCGGUCCCAGGGUAGGCGGCCGUUUUUUUUUGGCUCGGAGUUGGGUGAGAUCCAAAACUGGGUUACCCGGGACAAGGCACACCCAGGGUUUGUUCAGUUUGAAAUCCACCCAGUUUUGGACCUACAUUGGUUUUGAUCAAGAGAAUGGCAGUGUUAUCACUGGGACUGCUGGUGAUGCAUCGCAAGGAUUAACCUGUUACUGUCCUGGGCCGUGCAACAGUGAUGGGCCCCUGGCACUUCCAAAUUUAG
Molecule: messenger RNA, 1910 nt
Organism: Cladocopium goreaui
Lineage: Eukaryota; Dinophyceae; Suessiales; Symbiodiniaceae
Source: the annotation of a GenBank genome assembly